AUGGAAUUCACCAAAACUUAUCUUAUUGGCACUUGCUAUUUAUAUACUCAGUGUCUUUAUUGCAAUAAAGAGCCAAGUCACAAAUCUCUUAAUGUAUCUACUAGUUAUAAUACUAGUAGUUAUGAUAUUAUUAAUCCUAAUUAUGAAGUGCCAAUUCACAAAUAUGAAACAAGCAAAUUUCAAGAAACAUCGCCUCUUAGUAGUGAUACAUCUAUUGAUAAUAGUGUAUCAACUAGUUAUGAAAAUAAUAGUUAUGAUAAUUAUAAUGAAAAGCCAAUUCUAUAUGAUUUAUUUGAAAAUAAUUUUCAUAUUAGUAAAGAUAAAGAUCAUGAGUAUAUAUCAGAAUUUAUAGUAAAGCUAUAUAUUAAAGAUCAAUAUAGAACUAUACUUCCAGCUAAAUGA
This is a messenger RNA of Racocetra persica, 402 nucleotides long. The record is from the annotation of a GenBank genome assembly. Lineage: Eukaryota; Fungi; Glomeromycota; Glomeromycetes; Diversisporales; Gigasporaceae.